AUGACCGAAGAAAGCGAUCAACGGCCACCCAAGCCAGGAACAGCGUGCAUAGGGUGUCGACGCCGCAAGCUCAAGUGUUCGCGCGAACCCGACGGCUGCACGAAUUGCCUACGAUCCGACUUGCCAUGUGUCUACCCUGCGCCCCAAUCAGGCAUCAAGCGGAAACGAGGUCCCUACAGGAAGGACAAGCCGGCCCGCGAGCGACAUCUCGAGGAUCUGGUGCGCUAUCUCGAGCCCCGCGUGGCUCGCGGCGAUGUGCCCGCCAGCACCGACUUUGGCGAAAUUCAUAGCGACGGCUCCCACCACACUAGUGGAGACCAAUCGCCUUCGCAGAUUGCAAGGCCGGAAAGUGCCCAUCGAGGCCCUGCGUCCGGCAAGGGCAAACCCGACGACCUGGUGAAGGAUGCCUUGAUCGCAUUGACCAAAUCAUCCGCAGUGGGCAAGGAAGCCUUCUCGUACAGCCAGGCUGCGGCGGCGAAUAGCAGUGUGAGAGAAGUCGGCGAGCCUGGCGGAUUCGGGCAGCAGCCCAGCGUCGCUGUCGUCUUCGACUACUGGCACAUCUUCGUCACCCGCUUCGAUCCAUUGACAAAGGUCAUUCAUUGCCCGACUUUCGGCCAUAAGCUGUGCGAGAAUAUCGGAGAUCUAAACUCCCUUCCAACAUCGACUCAGACUCUGCUCUUCGGCAUCUACUAUGCCGCUGUGACCGCCUGCACCCCAAAGGAGGUACGGAGGAGGUUUGGUCAGGAUCGCGAGGAGUUAUUGGAGCGGUAUGGGCGGACCAUCGAAGCUACGCUGGCGGAUAACUACGGAAUGCCGGAGCUGGAAUCACUACAGGCGCUCGUAAUAUACAUGGUCUCCAUCCGCCGCCAGGACAACGCAACCAACACCCGCGCCCUCUUUUCUCUCGCGGUGCGCAUGUCGCAACUGAUGCGCAUCAACGAGGACCCCGGCGGCCAGUAUCGCCCGCUGGAAGCCGAGCUCCGUCGCCGUCUCUGGUGGCACCUGGCCGGGCUGGAAAACCGCGGAGCAGAAGAAGGCGGCGCGCGGAAGACGAGCAUCAUGGAGGACUCGAGCGUGCAGCUGCCCGCGAACCUCUUCGACUAUGACCUGCAGGAGGAUCUCGAGGAGCUUCCGAAAGCGCGAAGGGGCACCGCGUCUACGACGUUCUUCCUCCUGCGUUGUAGUGUUUUCAAGCUGAUUCGGGCGCUUGUGCUGUUGCGUAAGAAGCACGAGGCUGCCUAUGGGACAGACUGCGAUGACGAGCUGGUGAAGACGAAACAGCGGCAGGUGCUGGAAGAGACGCGCCAGAUGAUGCAGCGGGAGUACCUUCACAAUAUGGACGAGUCACGCCCAUACGACUGGCUAUGUCUGAACUUCAUCCGCACAAUGCUGGUACGUCCACUCGUGAACCCAGUCUCACCAAGCUCCCUUUCCACCGAAGCACCCGCUAACUCUCAACAACAGGUCAAAGCGCGCCUCAUCAUCGACCACCCCCUCAACCGCAAGCCCACGCGCGACAUGUCCGAAGACGAGCGCAUCGACCUGCUCAAAGCGUCAGUGGAAAUCAUCGCCUUCUCCCACUCCAUGACCUGCUGCGACCGCGCGGGCAUCGAGCAGUGGGCCUGGUACCUGCGCACGUGGGUGCAGUGGCACUCGCUCGCAAUCGUCAUCUCGGAGCUCGGGCGCAGCAGCGACUCGCAGUUCUCCAGCGACGCGUGGGCCGUGCUCGACCCGUUCCUGUCGCGCUGGGACAAGAUGUUUGCGCUCAAGCAGGGCGAGGCGGCAUGGGAUCAUGUGAAUACUUUGAUUAAGCGGGCGAGGGAGGUGCGGCGGCUGCAGGAGGAGGAGGAGCGGCGGCGGCGUCUUCGGGCCGAGACAUUGGAAGGCGCUGCGCACGUGUUGCGGCGCGAUGUGUCUACUGUCGACCCCCAGCAGCCUGCGACAUCAAGUGGCGAACCGACUACCCUCUACUCCCAGCCACUCUACGACUCCAGCAUGCACGCUCAGGACGCGAUCCUGAAUCCGCUCCCGCCCAACGCACAACUCGCGGAGCAAACAGGCUGCACGCCGGUGAUGGAAGGGCUAGACGUGGACUUCAGCAGCGGAUUGGACACCGGCCUGCUGGACGACAUCAACUUCUCCGCCUUCAACUUCGUCUUCGCCGACACGUCCUGGGCUUUCCCGCCCACGGAAACGAAUUGGAGUACGGAGGGCAUGAUGUUAUGA
Neohortaea acidophila is the source of this 2226-nucleotide messenger RNA. RefSeq lists its product as uncharacterized. Gene Ontology annotation, biological process: regulation of DNA-templated transcription; DNA-templated transcription. The transcript has 2 exons. NCBI's taxonomy places the organism in Eukaryota, Fungi, Ascomycota, Dothideomycetes, Mycosphaerellales, Teratosphaeriaceae. Bases 1 to 2226 code for a protein of 741 amino acids. Gene Ontology annotation, molecular function: DNA binding; DNA-binding transcription factor activity, RNA polymerase II-specific; zinc ion binding. The record is from RefSeq and is a predicted model, not a curated record.